CUUUUCAAACUCUAGCCAUUGAAAGAGACAGGAUGAGGUUCAACGCAGUCCAAGUGCUCUACAUCUUUGAGACUUUAACGAGCUCUUCUUGUCUUAGUUGCACUGAUUUCCAGCACUGAUUUGGGUAAAUUCCUUUCCAUACAAAUAUGAGAGUUUCUACUUCGUCAUCUCUCUCAUUGGUUCGAGUUCUUCCACUUGUCAUGAAUAUUUAAGCGUUUUGUCACCUUGAUAAACUGCAUGAUUACGAGAAGAUAUCAUUACAUUCCAAGUCACCAACAAUGUCAACAACUCCUCGGCCCCAGGCGCAAACUCCCAACUCUCGGGGAUUUACGAAUGGAUGUCCUUCACUCCCUCCAGUUCCCAAGCCCAUUAUACCAUCCAAACGAUCAGAAGAUGACGAUAUUCAGUUCAUUUCAUCAAACCCUGUGAAAAGGCAGCGGAUGAGCCAAAAUGGCCAGCAUAGUCAUCCCAACCAAGACCCAGGUGUUUGGCAACAUAAUAUUCCCUCGGUGCCCAUGACUCAAACGCUGCCCCUUUCUGCCAUGCCGCCUGUUGAGAUUAGAGAUAAUGAUAGACGCAUUAGUACAGGAAUGGUCGGUCUUCCCUCUGACUUUCAUGCAUUAGAGCUCAGUUGUGCCCUAAGAGGUGUAUCGCUCCCUGUAUUAGAGAAAUUUGCGCUCAACCAACCUCUUCGCAAACCGAGACCUUUGAGCCCGCCUGAACUUUCGCCUAAGCAAUUACCAUGCACAAUCGCGCCGGCAAUGCUAAGCAUUAACACUGGCCAUAGUAGUCCUGGAGUCUCUAGUACCCAGACAGCGCCUGUGGCAUGUAUGACACCUAGUGAGGGUUCCCCUGAACCGAAAACCCCUACCCAUGUUCUAUCGACUCCUAGUUCAGUUAUCGACAAACCUCCAGUUCUCAAUGCUUCGGUCAAACACGCAAACACCGAGUGCCCGCCACUACCUAGUUCUCUCAAAAAUGCAGCUUCGAAACCUUCAGCAAUGCCGCCUCCUCCAAUACCAAGACCAGAAUUGCUAGCAGCCUCUAGAACCACUACAAAGGCUGAUUUUACUCCAUCCAAGGCCGUCCCUCAUGAUACCGCUCGAACAGGUACAGCGAAACACCCAUGUCAAGUAUGUACUAGAAUACGACACCAAGCGAAUAUUGCCAAGACUCAGGGGCUUUCAAUGCUGCAUCAUAAUAUGCCACAUCACAUGAUCCCGCAGAUGACAUGUCACCAACCAUACGGGCAACAAUUUCCUCCUCAGGUGAUGGCUAUGGGUCCUAAUAGCAUGCAUCCCCUUAGCUCUGGCUUUUCACCAAUGAUGAUGCCACUCAAUAGUAGCAACUUUCUUGCCUACCCAUCCCCUACGCCCAGUCCAGUGCAUAGCCCAGUGCACGUUAGUCAACAAAGCAAAGAGACAACAAACUCUCCAAAAGCCCCUGAAAAGCCUGACGAUCAACCUCGACCCUCAUCACCUCCAAUAGCAGAAGCUAAUGGGCCACCUACGACCUCAAAUUCGGUGAAGCCACCUGCAACUCUCAUCCAGCCCACGUAUCGCAAGACCUCACCGAACCUAAUAGUAGACGUGGCAGAGACAUGCCAAGAAAGGUUCCCUUUCGAGGAAGUUGCCAAGAGACACAACGUUCCGGUUGAGAAAGUUUUUGACGUUUUUGCAGCCAUCAUCCAGGUCCCGCUCCUGCGAUGUCCUACUGAUAGGCGAAGAGCAGGGAGGCUUGCCACUACACGAGUCAAAGAGUACACAAGGGCGAAGAAAGCAAUCCUAGAUACCAGUAGUCAAAACAUCUCAGAUCCUAAAGAAGAAAUGGUGGUAACACCAGCGGAGAUUGCUAAUCACAUGGGCCAGGUGGACUUCCCUGAUGGAUUUAAUCCUGGAGGUUAGUUCUGACGAAUGUACUAGAAAUGACUUUCAUUGUGGAUAUCACAAAGUUGUAUGCUUAGAAGAGUACCUAUGAGUUUCUAUUACCUACCUACCUGGUAUG
Molecule: messenger RNA, 2004 nt
Organism: Hypoxylon fragiforme
Lineage: Eukaryota; Fungi; Ascomycota; Sordariomycetes; Xylariales; Hypoxylaceae
Exons: 1
Coding region: 279-1904 (541 amino acids)
Source: RefSeq, a predicted model, not a curated record